AUGAACAUGCCACUGCAUCAGAUCUCUGCCAUUCCAUCCCAGGAUGCCACUUCUGCUAGAGUCUACAGAAGUAAAACCAAAGAAAAGGAGAGGGAAGAACAGAAUGAGAAGACUUUGGGACAUUCCAUGAGUCAUUCAAGCAACAUUUCUAAGGCUGGGGGCUCCUCGGUGGCAUCGGCUCCAGUGUCCUUCGCUCGCACUUCCGUCACGCCCUCCAAUCAGGACAUCUGCAGUUCCAGUGCAGUGUUUUCUGAGUGUUGUCACCACAGUCCCGUGCCAUCUGCUGUUGUCUUGAAAGCUCCUCCCUGCCAGAGUUCUCUGACCCAAGGGCUCACUGUGACAAUUGUCUGUCAAGACACAGCGCAGGCCUCAAAGAGAAAUUCCUGUGGUUCAGAGUGGGUCCAGGCCUUGAAGCCUACUAAGAAUACCAAAGCCAGAAGAACACUAAAGUUCUCAAAAUCCCUAAACGAUGUGGGUGAGAACGCCCGGGAUGCCUUGGAAAGUUUUGACUACGUGGAGAGAACCUGCUCUGAAGGGAAACUGGUACUUCCUCAGGACCCAUGUCUCAGAACCAACAGGUUCCACCAGAGAGAAAGAAGAAUACUGAAUCGCAAAGCCCUGGGCAGUUCCAAGCAUUCUUGUGUCUCAUCCCUUUCUGCCAAUCGUUCAGCAGCCUCAGAAGCAGGAGCCAGCAAGGGGGGCAUGCAUGUCCUGCUUCUGGACGAGAAGGCGGAUGGCGAGGCCCUGUCCCGAAGCCGGAGGCUGCUGCGGUACCUGCUGUCACUCUCACACGGCUCGAGCACCAGCAGCCUGCACCGUUUCCACGAGCUGGAGAGCCGUGCCACCAGCCCGCAGCCCGCCAAGUCCUCCAGCAGGCUGGCCGGGAGUGCCGGCUUCGACUCCGAUGAGAUGGGGGACGACGACGUCUUUGAGGAGAGCACAUCUGCGAAACUGAAGAGCAGGGUGCUGCGGGCGCCCCUCUGCUCCGUGGAGAAGGACAGUGACCUGGAUUGUCCUUCCCCCACCUCUGAAAAGGGCCCCCGCAUCUCUCCUGUGUCCACAUCAGGGGAUGCCUGCAGGAUCUGUCACUGUGAAGGGGAUGACGAGAGCCCUCUGAUCACGCCCUGCCACUGCACAGGGAGCCUCCACUUCGUGCACCAGACCUGCCUGCAGCAGUGGAUCAAGAGCUCUGACACGCGAUGCUGUGAGCUGUGCAAGUACGAAUUCAUCAUGGAGACCAAGCUGAAGCCGCUGAGAAAAUGGGAGAAGCUGCAGAUGACGUCCAGCGAGCGCAGGAAGAUCAUGUGCUCCGUGACCUUCCACGUCAUCGCCAUCACCUGUGUGGUCUGGUCCUUGUAUGUGCUCAUCGACCGCACCGCCGAGGAGAUCAGGCAGGGUCAGGCAACAGGAAUCCUAGAGUGGCCCUUUUGGACUAAGUUGGUGGUUGUGGCCAUUGGCUUUACUGGUGGACUUCUUUUCAUGUACGUUCAGUGCAAAGUGUAUGUACAGUUAUGGAGGAGACUCAAGGCUUAUAACAGAGUAAUCUAUGUCCAAAACUGUCCAGAAACAAGCAAAAGGAAUAUUUUUGAAAAAUCUGCACUAACAGAGCCCAGCUUUGAAAAUAAAGAUGGACGUGGAGUCUGUCAUUCCGAUACAAACUCUUCUUGUUGCACAGAACCUGAAGACACUGGAGCGGAGAUCAUUCACGUCUGA
Rangifer tarandus platyrhynchus (Svalbard reindeer) is the source of this 1713-nucleotide messenger RNA. The record is from the annotation of a GenBank genome assembly. NCBI's taxonomy places the organism in Eukaryota, Metazoa, Chordata, Mammalia, Artiodactyla, Cervidae.